AUGGAGGCCAAAGCCAUGGCACCGGAGGUGCGGACGCCUUUCAACCCCAAGCAAGUCGCCUCCGGGGCUUGGCCUCGGACGCAGCUUCUGGAGCCAGGAUCUGUGAUGUCCACGCCGAUUCCGAUGCCAGGACUGGUAGCCAGUGGCAUUGUUCGCACAACCGCGGCUGGCGACAACGGCCAUGUCUAUGUUCGUGGAGGCACGCAAUACUAUUCGCUGUCUCCAACCGCGCGUCCUCCCUCAAAGCACGGGGGAGUGCAGACCGGGUGCUCAAGUGGGAUGGCAGCGAGCCUUCCUACCACCCCGUUGAUCCUGCGCGAGGGAAGGCCUGCGCCAUUGGACUCGGUGGAUAACACAUCCACCGCCCUGGCGACACCCACGAGAGCAUGGUACUCGCCCUCGCGAAUUGAGGACACAUAUGCCGGCUUGGACUGGGCCUGCAAAGCCACUUCGGGAUGCCGCCGGACACCGCCGCCGACACCACCUGCCGCGAUGCGAAGGAUCCUCUCCCGGAGUGCCGCUGAAGAGGGACCCGGACCUGCGGCUGAGCUGGCUCCUGGUAGCUGUCCACAGCCGCUACAGCAGCUGCCGCUUCGGGAGGCACGACCUGCGCAGCCUGCGGGAGGACGAGACCAGCUGCUGGCAGGUGUGUGGGCCUCAAAGCUGCAGGCAGCCGAAGAAGAAAAGCAGGUGCUCUUGAGAAAGCUCGAGGCAGAGAACAGGCGCAACGUGGAGCUCGAGGGCGAGAGGAAGGGGCUGAAAACCUCGCUCGACCGCAUGGAGAAGCUGCUCGCCGACAUGGCCGUUGCAUCACUUCCUCCCCAGGAGGUGCGGGCUCUUUCCCCGCCGUCUCUCAAAGCGUCUUUCACAAUGGCCGCCAGCGAGGCAAGCGCGAGAAGUCGAGCAGGAAGCAGAGACGCCCAGAGUCCGGCAAAGUCGCCGCGGCCAAGCAUCCGCUUCGGAUGGAGUCGAGGCUUCUCAAGUUCGGCACGGGCAAGUCCAAGUCGGAUCAGUCAGAGCUGGAACGAAGGGUCAGCAUUGGGCGACGACUCGAUGUCUGGAAGCUGGGGAAGACGAGACUUUAGCUACUUCCCUUCCGCCAGCCCGCGACGGGAGCCAAAGCUGCAUGCCCUCGCGGGUGAAGCGGGUCGCACCAAGUCUUCGGAGGUUCAUUGGGUUGCCAGUUUUCCAGCUGAUUUGCAAGCGCAGCUCGACUGGAUCUGCGACAUUCUUCAGGACAUUUUACCUUGCUGCUGCGCGCAGGUCAAUCGCGACAGCGAUCGCUACAGCCUGGUGCGGCACUUGCUAGAAGUGUUUGGCAGCUGGGAACGUGUCUGGCUGGAGGCCACAACUCAGCCGGCUGAGUUUGCAGCGAUGGAAGCCUUUACUGUUUCUGGCUCCGGCGAUCUUUGCGAGCCGGUGGACCUCCCUGCAGAACUGUGGUUCAGGCUUUGCGAGGCCGAGAAAGACUUGGCCUUUGCCGUGGAGCGCUGUGAAGCCAUCCGCAGGGAGAAGGAGCGCGGCCGCCACAUUCGCGCCAGGAAGACCGAGGAAGCCGAGGACGACCUAUACUCGGCCAGUUUGCACUUCGUCCAUGUGCAGCGACAUUUGGGAGUCUUCGUGGGGGAGCCCUCGGCAGAGGAGGCCCGCCGGGCACUGGCGCAGAGAGCGGCCGAUGCCGCGGCGACGCUGCUGCAGCUGGGCAGCCGCGUCGGGCUGCCGUCAGAUGUGUGGCGUCGUGUCAUCCGGACGGCCCUUCCACUGCACAGCUUCGGCUUCGAAGAGGGUCCCAAGCUGCGCGUCUCGAGCCUUGGUUCGAUUGAGCUGCUGAAACAGAACUGCGACAUGGAGCAGCAUCGCGAAAAGAAUCAACUGCUGGAACUGUACCUUGCACCCACGGACCUGGAUCAGUCCCUGUCACCUUCUGGUCGCGCCUCGCUCCCAGGAUUCCUCAAUUUGCUUCGGAUUGCAAUGCCGAAGCUAGCGCACGCACCUGAGUGCAGCCUGUGCACAUGCAGCCAUGCUGUCAAUCCCAUUGCGAAGAAAGUACACUUGCGAUAA
Messenger RNA from Symbiodinium sp. CCMP2592, 2061 nucleotides. NCBI's taxonomy places the organism in Eukaryota, Dinophyceae, Suessiales, Symbiodiniaceae. The record is from the annotation of a GenBank genome assembly.